AUUAUUUUCUUAAAGUUUACAGUUACCUAUUAUUAGUUGACAAAAUUGCAUUGAAAAUAUAUAAAAAAAUGUAUCUUUUUGAAUUUUUUUUUUUCUAAAGCAUGUAUUUUUUAUAAUAUUAUUGGUAAACCAGCUCACCAAAAUUGGUUUGUUACCUUUAUCAGCAGUAAUCAAUAGAAGUAGAUAAACCUCAUUUAUCAAAAUCCGCUUUUUUUUGUCAAGCAUAUAUAUUCAUAAAGAACAUCAAUUCAUAAUGUUGGAUAAGAUUAUUGUAUUUUGUUAUUUAGUUGGAAUACGACUUUUUCAUAUGUAUCAAGACUAACAAGAUUUGUGAACAGACAUAAGAGUUUAUAAAAAAAAAAGUCAAGGAUAGAAACGGUUAAAAUUUUCCAACGUUAGAAGAACACAUGGUAGAUGGAGCUGAAUUUAAGUAAGAUGAUCUCAUAAUAUUGACCUUCCACCAAUAAAAACCAUAAUGAAUACAUCAUCAUCAUCAUCCUCUAGAGUAAAUGUGAACGGUGAACUCUCCCAACAAUAUCUCUGACUCCACUUUCCUAUAGAUAGGGAAGAAAGAAAAGGAGCAUUCAUUCAUUCACCAAAAAGAAAAAGAAAAAUGGCAGGAGAAAAUGGUUUUAUUGGAUCAAUAGAUCAAGGAACAACCAGCACCAGAUUCAUCAUAUACGAUCACGAUGCUCGUGCUGUUGCAUCUCAUCAAGUCGAGUUCACUCAGUUCUAUCCCGAAGCUGGAUGGGUGGAACACGAUCCAAUGGAGAUACUAGAAAGUGUGAAAGUGUGUAUUGCCAAGGCUAUUGACAAAGCCACAGCCGAUGGACACAACGUCGACGGUGGCUUGAAGGCCAUUGGGCUUACGGAUCAGAGAGAGACCACCGUCGUCUGGAGCAAAUCCACUGGACUUCCUCUCCACAAGGCUAUUGUCUGGAUGGAUGCUCGCACCAGUUCCAUCUGCAGGAGACUAGAGAAGGAACUAUCAGGAGGAAGAUCCCAUUUUGUGGAGUCUUGUGGCUUGCCUAUAAGCACAUACUUCUCCGCCAUGAAGCUGCUUUGGCUGAUGGAGAAUGUAGAUGCUGUCAAAGACGGUAUCAAGAAAGGAGAUGCCAUCUUUGGCACCAUCGACACUUGGUUGAUAUGGAACAUGACUGGCGGUUCCAAUGGCGGGCUACAUGUCACUGAUGUCACCAAUGCUUCUCGCACCAUGCUCAUGAACCUCAAGACCCUGAGCUGGGACGAGGACACUAUUAAGACUCUUGGCAUUCCUGCUGAAAUCUUGCCAAAAAUAGUAAGCAACUCAGAGGUCAUUGGAGAAAUCUGCAAAGGCUGGCCCAUUCCUGGCAUCAAGAUCGCUGGAUGUCUUGGCGACCAACACGCUGCAAUGCUGGGACAAGCUUGUAAGAAAGGCGAGGCUAAGAGUACUUACGGAACAGGCGCUUUCAUUCUUCUCAACACAGGAGACGUGCCCAUCAAGUCAGGUCAUGGACUUCUAACCACGCUAUCUUACAAACUUGGGCCUCAAGCAAAGACAAACUAUGCUCUGGAGGGAUCGAUAGCUAUAGCUGGAGCUGCUGUUCAGUGGCUAAGAGACAGCCUUGGCAUAAUCAAAAGUGCUAGUGAAAUUGAAGACUUGGCGGCUAUGGUAGAAUCAACAGGAGGAGUUUACUUUGUGCCAGCAUUUAACGGUUUGUUUGCUCCUUGGUGGAGAGAAGACGCUCGUGGUGUCUGCAUAGGGAUCACAAGGUUCACAAACAAGUCUCACAUAGCAAGGGCUGUGUUGGAGAGCAUGUGUUUCCAAGUGAAAGAUGUGUUGGACUCUAUGAAUAAAGAUGCUGGUGAAAAGGGCUCACUAGACAACGAGAAAGGAGAGUUCUUGCUUAGAGUUGAUGGUGGUGCCACUGCCAACAACCUUCUCAUGCAGAUUCAGGCUGAUUUGAUGGGAACUCCGGUGGUGAGGCCAGUGGACAUAGAGACAACAGCACUUGGAGCAGCCUAUGCAGCUGGACUGGCAGUUGGAUUCUGGAAGGAAGAAGACAUAUUCGAGUCAGGAGACAAGUCUAAGAACUCAAAAGUAUUCAGACCAGUUAUGGAAGAAGCGACCAGGAAGAAGAAAGUGGAGUCAUGGUGCAAAGCGGUGGAGAGAACAUUCGAUCUUGCUGAUCUCUCUCUUUAAAACUUGAGUUUAUAUUUCCUUAAAACCCACGUUGUCCUUUUCUUAUAGCUCUGUCGUUAGGGUCUACACAUCAUGUAAGCAUCUCUAGUAUAAUAUGUUCGUUAAUCAAAAGUCUUUUGUGUUUGCCUAUUUGAACUUGGAACUAUUCUCUUUUUAAAACCGCAUUGCUUAUCUCAUAGAUUACUUGUUA
Brassica rapa (field mustard) is the source of this 2372-nucleotide messenger RNA. Its product is annotated as glycerol kinase. The record is from RefSeq and is a predicted model, not a curated record. Gene Ontology annotation, molecular function: glycerol kinase activity. Gene Ontology annotation, biological process: phosphorylation; glycerol metabolic process; triglyceride metabolic process. Gene Ontology annotation, cellular component: mitochondrion. Lineage: Eukaryota; Viridiplantae; Streptophyta; Magnoliopsida; Brassicales; Brassicaceae.